Molecule: messenger RNA, 2085 nt
Organism: Zasmidium cellare ATCC 36951
Lineage: Eukaryota; Fungi; Ascomycota; Dothideomycetes; Mycosphaerellales; Mycosphaerellaceae
Exons: 1
Coding region: 1-2085 (694 amino acids)
Biological process (GO): positive regulation of transcription by RNA polymerase II; DNA-templated transcription
Molecular function (GO): zinc ion binding; DNA-binding transcription factor activity, RNA polymerase II-specific; sequence-specific DNA binding
Source: RefSeq, a predicted model, not a curated record
AUGGCUGAGACCACCCGUCCUCGUCGCCGUCAUCGCGCCGGACUUAGCCGGAUUGCCCUCGCCUGCGAGCGAUGUCGAGAGAAGAAGAACAAGUGCGAUGGCGCCUCACCCGUGUGCUCGCAAUGUCAGCGAGCCGGUGCCGAAUGCAUUGUUGUAGAUCGCUUGACCCACCGGCCGCUACCUCGUGGUCACGUUGAUGCACUGGAGCGGGAGAAUGAGGAGCUACGUCGGCGCAUUCAGAUGCUCGAGCAGCAUAGCAGUGCUCUCAAUGGAGUGCACGGUGUCACGACACCUCUAUCUCCGCCUCCAGUACCAGUGCCGGACGAUGGAACGCCAAGCGAUGUUUCGCUGGAACGAACCGCUCUUCAUCACACGACUGCCGGAGGUGACAUGUAUCUGGGCGACUCUGGUGGUACCUUCUUCGGGACGCUAGUUCAGAAGACUCUCAUGCGCUCGGGCUACCAGCAAGAGAACGGUCCCAUUCACAGCUCGCUUAGACUCAAUCUCAACAAUCAAGCAGAGGCCAACAAAGCAGCCUUCACAAGUCCUUCUGGACGAAUCGACGAAACAUGGUUGCCUCCCGAGCUCAUCUUCAGACUGGAAGAUGCCUUCUUUGACCACCGCUGGCCUAAUGCGCCCUUUCUCCAUCGACCCACUUUUCGAGAACGACAUCUCCAAGAGUUCUUGACCCAGCGUGAGGAUGCUAGCUCAGUCUCAAUUUUCUUGGCACUCAUGGUAUGCGCAAUGGGCGCAGUCUACCUCGAGCGACAGGACAGAUCACUGAAAAAUCUUUCCCUGUUGUGCUUUGCCAUGGCAAUGGACCAGCACUUCGAUGCAGUCAUUCGCAAGGGCGGUUUAAAAGCGAUCCAGGCUCUUCUACUGCUGAGCACCUUCGCCUUGAACCGUUCCUGUGGCAUCAACGCUUGGCAGGUCGCUGGGCAGGCUGUACGCUCGAGCAUCGCAAUGGGACUACAUCGACAGUACGGAGCCGCUUCUGAAAGCUCGUCAUUCCUACACAAGGAGAUGCGGAAGCGUAUCUUUUGGUGCGCCUAUGCUAUUGACAGAAACAUUUCAAUAGCACUUGGUCGCCCGCCGGCGAUUCGAGAUGCCGACAUUGAUGUUGAUCUCCCUGUUUGUACGACUGACGACGAUUUGGUGUCUUCAGAAGCUUCAGCGAACACGUCCCAGCGCCGCCUACCUACACCAAACGAUACCUCCUCUUUCAUCCACAUUGUCGAGCUACGUCGUCUCCGUGCCAGGAUCCAAGAUACCCUCUAUCCCGCAAAAGUUUCGCUCCACGAGGCUGCUUAUGUAUCUAUUCGAUCAUCCAUGCACAAAGACCUCGAGACAUGGGCCGCGAACGCUCCACGCUACAACCAGGCCAAGGUGUUGACGUUCCAAACCAAUGAGUGGUUUCAGAUCACUUACUCUCAAUCCCUCCUACUGCUCUACCGCCCUUCGCCGGCCUGUCCUGUCGCAAGCCAAGACGCUUUACAGAUAUGCUCGGAGAACGCGAUCAACCUCAUCACCUCCUACUCUUCGCUUUACGCCAAAAACAAGAUGGCCUAUACCUGGAUCACGCUCCACUCUCUCCUCAUGGCCAGCAUCACGAUGCUGUAUACUCUCUGGGUCAGCUCACCGAUUCGUGAACAAACAACCCCAGCAGUCGUGGAUUCCAACAUCAAGCAAUGUCUCAUGCUGUUCGAGGUCAUGCAGGAGACCUGGCCACUGGCUGCUCGUUGCCAUGACAUCGUCCAACGUUUCGGCAAAGCUGCACUGGGGCUUUGGCAGGAUCAUAGAAACCAAGAGCAGCCGCCACCGAUCACCAGCAGCGGCUCAGGCGCAGCUGAUCAUGAGAUUGGAGCUGAUUAUGCAGCCUGGUUUGGAGUUCAGACGAACAGCGCCGCUCCGCAAUCAGGACUGGGCAUUGUUGAUGCUCAGGAGGCCCCUUCGUUGCUCGAAAGCGGGGAUGCAACAGGUGGCCUGGAUUUGAUCAACGGUCUGGACGACUCGAUUUUCCAGGAUUUUGAUAUCAAUCUCCCGUUGAUGAUGGAUGCCUUCAGCGACCACGCAGGGUGGCAUUGA